Molecule: messenger RNA, 268 nt
Organism: Symbiodinium pilosum
Lineage: Eukaryota; Dinophyceae; Suessiales; Symbiodiniaceae
Source: the annotation of a GenBank genome assembly
GAUGGUGUUGCGGCAUCCCCUGAAUGGGCGCCUGGCAUUGUACGGCUUUAAUGGCGGUACGUGCCGAGUGCUCUCGAAAGAGGCAACAGUCACAGCUGAAGAGCUGGAUAGCUACGAGCUCGAUGCCACCGAAGACUCCUCCGUGCAGGAGCACUGGCGAUCCUUGCUGCCCUUCGUGACAUCCUCUGAGUUCACCAUCAAAUGGGAGUGGACACCUGGAGACCUGGUUCUUUGGGACAACCGCUGCACAAUGCAUUGUGCAACAGGC